Messenger RNA from Cyphellophora attinorum, 717 nucleotides. RefSeq names its product Mitochondrial import inner membrane translocase subunit tim21. The record is from RefSeq and is a predicted model, not a curated record. Gene Ontology annotation, biological process: protein import into mitochondrial matrix. The coding region runs from base 1 to 717 and encodes 238 amino acids. NCBI's taxonomy places the organism in Eukaryota, Fungi, Ascomycota, Eurotiomycetes, Chaetothyriales, Cyphellophoraceae. The transcript has a single exon. Gene Ontology annotation, cellular component: TIM23 mitochondrial import inner membrane translocase complex.
AUGUCUAUAAAAGCACAGGCCUUUCAGCAAGCGUGCCGUGCAAGGCUCACUCCGCCCACAGCAGUCUGCACACGUCCUAAUACCCGGUACGCAAGCCAGACGUCGACUUCAUCUUCGUCCUCGUCGAACCCCACCUUCCCGUCAUCCGCCAGCGCCCGCCGUCGUGCCAUUACGGUCACCUCCGACGAUGGGCGCUACCACUGGUCAGAACUCUCCACUGGCGAGAAAGCUGCUCGAGGCACGCAACAGACCUUCAAUGCUGCCCUCGUUGCCGCCGGAGUCGGUGGAACCUGUCUCGUCUCGUACUUUCUCUAUCAAGAGCUCUUCGCGGCAGACUCCAAGACUGUGCAGUUCAACCACGCCGUUGAUAGAGUGAAGGCAAGUCAAGAGUGCAGAGAUCUGCUGGGUCCGAGUCGGAAGAUUGUAGCCUUCGGCGAGCCGACGAGCAGCAAAUGGGCACGUGCACGGCCGUUGGCAUACACCACCAACGUCGACCGGACAGGCACGAUGCACUUCAGGAUGCACUUCAACGUCGAGGGCGAGAAGGCGGGAGGUGUGGUUGUAGUGCACAUGACCAAGCCUGCAGGAGAAGACAGGCUGGAGUACAGACUGCUGAGCCUGAGCGUGCCCGGUCAUCCUACAAUCUACCUAGAAAACAAGGACAACGAGGGCAUCAAAGCCAGGGCAAACAAAAUCAUGGGCGUUCAGUGGAGGUGA